Messenger RNA from Closterium sp. Naga37s-1, 3051 nucleotides. The record is from the annotation of a GenBank genome assembly. Lineage: Eukaryota; Viridiplantae; Streptophyta; Zygnematophyceae; Desmidiales; Closteriaceae.
AUGCACGCGCACACCUGGUUGGUUCCACUGUGCUCUACCCUCCACCCACUUCCCUCCCAUUCCCCCCUUCCCCUCCUCCCCCCCCCUCCUCACCCUCCUUUUUCCCCACACGAACAGUGCACACAGCAGCAUGCAGUGAACCCCAACACAAACCCAUGCCAGCACUACAACCCCACCACAACCACACCCCACCCAACACUCCCCACCCAACACACCCCACCUCCCCCCUCCACCCAGACUCAACCCCUCCCUUUUUCCUCCCCAUCCCCCUCCCUCCAACCCCCUCUCCUCGCCCCCACUCUCCCUUUCUCCCCCCUUCCUCCCCCACUCCCCCCUCCCACCCCCUCUCCCCCCUACGUUUUUCUGCUCACCCGCCAGGCACAGGCACUGCUGGAAGCGGGGCGGUGUGGGGAGGCGGUGGGGGAGCUACAGGCAGUGGUGGCGGCGCAGGGGCAGUACUGGCAGGUGCGCGUGGUGCUGGGGCAGGCGCUCAUGGUGGCGGGGCACGCCCAGGAGGCCGAUGCUGCUCUGCAGGCUGUCCUGGCCAUGGAUGCACGUGGGCAGGGAGAGGGGUGCUGGAUGGGGGAAUAUGGAGAGGGGGGAGGGGAGAGGAGGGGGGGAUUGGGUGGACUUUUUGGGGACAGUGGUGGGGAGGAGGGGGUGGUGGGGAGAGGGAGUGUGGGAGAGCGAAGGGAUAUCCAGGUGCUCAACGUGGAGGUGCAGCGCAUAUACGCCAACUUCCACUUCUCCAUGGGCCACCACCACACCGUUCUAUCCACAGCACAACACGUCCUCAGCAUCACACCAUCAGACGUCGAAAUGCGCUUCCUGGAAGCUUCUUGCCUGCACGCCAUGGGCCGAUGGGCUGAAGCAGUGAGUGCCCCCCUCACUCUCACACCUCUCACACCUCCCCACCUUGUGGAAUCCCUCCCUACCAGUCAGCACCUUGCUGCUCCUUGCAGCCAUUCGUGCACUCCUGGAUUUGCCAUGCCAUCCUGCGGCCCUCGCCCACCGCACUCCCCUCACAUUUCCCUCUCCCCACACUGUCCGCCUGCCUGUGCUGCCAUGGCAUGGCAUGGCAUGGCAUGGCAGGUGCGCAAGUACAAUGACCUCAUGAGCCUCACCCCACCACUCGGCACCGACCCUGGCAGGCUCUACCAGGCCUUCUACCAGAGGGAGAUAGCGCUGUACAUGGCAGCACGGCAGAGCAAGCCCCUCACUCUCUUCCGACCUUUGGACCACCUUGGACCUCUCUUCAACGUGAGGCCACUGCUCAUCCCACUGCUCAUCCCACUGCUCAUCCCACUGCUCAUCCCACUGCUCAUCCCACUACUCAUUUCCACUGCUCAUCCCACUGCUCAUCCCACUGCUCAUGCCACUGCUGCCACUGCUCAUGCCACUGCUGCUUGCAACAUUACACUUGCUGUUUGUUACUCCCCCCAUUCCCCUCAUCCCCUCUUCCCCUCUUCCCCCACACCUCACCCCCUCUCCCCUUUACCCCCUCACUCGUUCUCCCCAUCCCUUCCCCACACACCACCACCACCACACCACCACCACCACCACCACCACCACCCACACAGGAAGCAUGGAGCAAGCGCCUGCCUCCCUCUGUGCUCUCUCCUGGCUACGAGCUCCAAUAGGAAGGGCACACACAUGGUGGCACAAAAGGGGUUUCAAGACGAAGCAUGGAGCAAGCGCAUGCCGCCCUCCGUGCUCUUCCCCGGCUACGAGCUCCAGAAGGAAGGGCGCGCACAUGGUGGCACAAAAAGGGCAGGCACAGGAGGGGAGGAUGAUGCGGUGCUGCCGCCCGCUGUGCUGCAGCUGGUGGGGGCGGCUGAGAAGCUGGGCGCACUCACAGCGUACGACUGGCACGGAUUUCUGCCCAACAUGCGCCAGUACCGCAUGGCAGGGCUGGCAAUGAUGGACCUUCGAGACCUGGUGCGCCGCACAUGGGCGGCCAUGGCGGAGGAGAGAGCCAGCGCGGUGGAGAGCGGUGCGAGUGGGCAACCGGCAGAGGGCAAGCGGGGUUCAGGAGGAAAAAGAGGGCAGCGGCGGCAGCAGCGAGAGCAGCAGCAGGAGGAGGAGGGGGGAGGGGAGGAGAGGAAGGGAGGGGAGGGGAGGGGCGAGGGGGCACGGGGGCAGAGAGGGCGGAGGAGGCGGGGGGAGACGGUGGCGGGGUGGCGUGACGUGUAUGACCGUGUGGUGCGGUGGCGACAGCUGGCAGAGCCAAGCACGGCUGUGGUGUGGAUGGAUCGACUCAGGUGGGGAGGGGUGGAGAGCAGGGAGGGCAGGGAGGGCGGGGAGGGCAGGGAGGGCAGGGAGGGCGGGGAGGGCAGGAAGGACGGGGAGGGCAGGAAGGAUGGGGAAUGUUGCAUGGUUCUCAUUGAGAGCGAGCAGCAUGCAACACUGGACACGCCACUCAUGAACGGGCAGUCCAUCAACGCACGCUACUCGCCCUACUACAACCGUCUCUACUUUCCCUUUCCUUCCCUCUCCCCCUUUCCCUUUUUUUUCCCACCUUUUUCCCCACCUCCCCCUUCCUCUUCCCCUUUUCCCCUCUCCUUUCAACUCCCGUUUUCCCUCUCGCUCCCCCCUCCACAUUCCCCUUCCCCUUCUCUCCCUGUUUUUCCCCUCCCUUUUUCCGGCUCCAUUUCCCUCCUCUUUGUCCCUUCCUCUUCCUCCUCCCACCACUCGCCAGCACACUUCAUCUACUGCACGCGCUCAUGCUGCAGAGGGCACCAUCAGCAGCAGACAGAAUGGAGCAGCCGCCGCCCCUCCUCUGCUCUAUCUUGCCUCUCCUCUGCUCUAUCUUGCCUCUCCUCUGCUCUAUCUCGCCUCUCCUCUGCUCUAUCUCGCCUCUCCUCUGCUCUAUCUCGCCUCUUCUCUGCUCUAUCUCGCCUCUCCUCUGCUCUAUCUCGCCUCUCCUCUGCUCUAUCUCGCCUCUCCUCUGCUCUAUCUCGCCUCUUCACUGCUUUAACUCGACCUCUCUGCGGCUCUUUCCUCUUCCUUUCCUCUUUUCGUUUGUCCCUCCCGUCCGUUCUGCUGGCAUAG